UUUUCAAAUUCAUACAUAUCACUAAGUGUUAACAAAUUUAUAUAUUUUCAGUUUUCAUUCUAUUUCUUUCUAGGAAUUCAAAAACGUUCAGCCUUCUUUGUUGGGAGUCGCUAUGGACGAUCCGGAAGUACUACAUAUGAUGAAAGUUUAAAAUCCAGACGAAUUUUCAUUGUUCCGCGAAACGAGCAUUUCUUUCUUGGCUCCCGGUAUGGAAAACGAAGCGGAAAAUAUUUACGCCUUAUGAGGGGAAUAAACAUGCUGAUAGUCAGGAAAGGAUUUGGAAACAAUGGGAAAGAACGAACUCUAUACUUAAGCUUUAUAAUCAUUCUCAUUCUGAUGCGAAAUACUUAACUAGUAUAUAAAAGAAAUAUUAAUGUCGAAAUCCCGAAGUAUUGCUUGAUCAAUAUUUUCAGUUUGUAAUGACAUAAGACUCUGGCAUAAAUGUCGCAUACUAAUGCCUUCUGUUUAAAAAAGGAUUUUGCAUUUUAGAAUAAUAUAUAACAUACGCCAUAAGCGUUUUAUCACAACGAAGGAAAACUGCUAAGAAAUUAAAGGGCCGCAUCUGUACGACUGCAUCGUACUUUUGUCGUUAUG
Drosophila teissieri is the source of this 594-nucleotide messenger RNA. Its product is annotated as RYamide neuropeptides. Lineage: Eukaryota; Metazoa; Arthropoda; Insecta; Diptera; Drosophilidae. The record is from RefSeq and is a predicted model, not a curated record.